Messenger RNA from Boleophthalmus pectinirostris (great blue-spotted mudskipper), 3032 nucleotides. Its product is annotated as PHD finger protein 20-like protein 1. Gene Ontology annotation, biological process: regulation of transcription by RNA polymerase II. The coding region runs from base 39 to 2477 and encodes 812 amino acids. NCBI's taxonomy places the organism in Eukaryota, Metazoa, Chordata, Actinopteri, Gobiiformes, Gobiidae. Gene Ontology annotation, cellular component: NSL complex; MLL1 complex. The record is from RefSeq and is a predicted model, not a curated record. The transcript is spliced from 16 exons.
AUGCGCAACGCGUCAACGGAGUGCAGCAGCAGUUAAAGAUGAAGACUCCGCCAGACAGAGCGGGCAUCACAUUUGCAGUAGGAGCUCAGCUGGAGGCUCGUGACAAGCACAACAAAUGGUAUUCUGGGAGGAUCCAGCAGCUUGACACAGAGAACCAGCAAGUCCUUGUCCAGUACCGGCGCUGGUCCAAACGGUACCAGGAAUGGUUCCACUGGGACUCCCCCCACAUCAGAGGACUGGACCGGGUCAGUCUGAGGAAACAAGGGCUGGACAAGACCGGCCAGAAACCGUUGUACAGUGUUGGCUCUAAAGUGAUGGCGUGCUGGACUGAUUGUAAAUUCUACCCGGCCAAAAUCUUGAGAGUGAACAAGGAUGAUUCCUACACUGUGAGGUUUUUUGAUGGAGUAAUUCGUACAGUGAGACCCACCAAGAUCAAACCCUAUGAUGAGAAAUGGAAACUAGACAAUUCAAGUGAAGAGUGGGACAGUGACUCGGAGGUAGAGAAGGAAGGAGAGAAGAAACUAGCAGAGAAGGAAGAAAAUGAAGACAUAGGAGAGGAAGCAAAAAAGUACAGUGGAGAGACAGACACAGGAGGAGACAAAACAAAGGAGGAUAUAGGAGACAAGGAUUUAGGAGAUAAAGACUUAGGAGACAAGGACUUAGGAGACAAGGGUAUAGAAGACAAGGUUGUAGCAGACAGGGAUGAAAAACUUGAUUCAGAAAAAAACAUAGUGAAGGAGGAACAUAAUCAAGAAAAUUUACCAGAAUUAAAUGAAAAUAAGAAAGAAGUGCCUGAGGAUGAGAGAAAGGAGCCUGCUGCUGAUGACCAAGGGGGCAAAGAGGCAGGAAGUAAAGAGGAUGAGACCAAGGAGGGACGGACGAGGGAUGCAGGCGAGAGGCAGAGAAAGAGGAGAGCGGAGCUUCUAACCACAGCUCGAGCCAAACGGAAACGCAUCCGUGAACGAAACUCAACCCAAGAGGCCACUUCCAUCAACCAAGAUCAGCCAAUCACAGGAGAUCACAUUGUACAAGGCCCCACCCCCAUUGACAGAGAAGUUCUGCUGGAGAGACAAGCCCACCUCCCGACCACCCACAAGUUCAGCCGAGAACCACUCUACAGAGUGAUAAAGCGGCAGCCUCCUCCUAUUCUUUCUAUUGAAUUGGAUCAUAACGAGUUCAAAUGUCCUGCUCCAAACUGUACAAAGUCUUUCAGGAAGAGCUCUCUGCUGCACUGCCACCUAAAGUACUACCACAGUACUGCUGUUCAGAGUACUACAGUAACUACAGCGAGAGAGAGAAGAAAGCGGCUGUCGUCUGAGGGCAUCUCUGAUGCAUCUGAGUCUAAACUGGAUCUUGGCACCUGUCGCCAUGGAGAUGAGGAAACAGUCCCAGUGGAGACAGGUCCAAAGACAGACCCCAGCAAAACUACAAGAAGAGAGCGCAUUAGAGACAGGAAGCACUUCCUCCGGGUCAAACUCAAAAAAAAGAAAAAGAAGAAGAAGAAGAAAAAGAGGAGAAGUCAUACAGUGUUCUGCAGUAGCGAGGAUGAACAUAUGGACCAUCCUUCAGUCCCCAACAACCUGGAUCCACCCAGACCUGGUACAAGCCCACCCAGACCCGGUGCAGAGGAGGGCAGUGAUUGGUCCACGCUGACGGCUGAGAGUGGCGAGGACACGCCCACCUGGCCUGUUUCCAUAGAGACAGAGAGUGAUGUUGUCAGGUGUGUUUGUGAAGUAAAUGAGGAGAGUGACUUCAUGAUUCAGUGCGAUCAGUGCCAGUGUUGGCAGCAUGGGACCUGCCUGGGCCUCCUGGAGCACCACCUUCCACAGAGCUACACAUGUUUCACCUGUCGGGGCUCAGCGCAGACUCCUAUCAGGUCCAGGGACAGGAGGAAGCUCUGCUCUGAUUGGCUGACGGAUGGUCACAUGUUUGGGUUGUCAUGUUUGGAAGAAAACUUCUCAGAGCAGAACUCGGAGCAGAUUGCACAUACGCGCCGUCUGUUAGCACACAGUCAUACUAUCGCCACGGUAGCUGCAGCCAUUGGGCUCAAGCUCCGCCUCUUGCAGACCGGGUCAGAGGCCGAGCUACAGUUCUGGAGGUUGCCAUGGAGACGUGAGGAAGGGGAGGAGCCCAAAGUUGUGUGCUAUGUGAGCAGUGAGCACUGCUAUCAGAAACCUGCCCUAACUCAGGCAAGUCCAGAGGAAUUCAAAGUAGAACCAGACCAGGACCACAGACCGGCCCAACCCUCAGAGACCUGCACAAGUCCAGAGCUCAACCUUUUGGACCACAUUGAGAGUCUGCAACAGGAAAUCUGCCACCGCCUGGAGCGGAUGGAGACUGAGCUGGAUGGCCUGGAGUCCUGGAUGGACGAGCUGGAGUCAGCUGACCCUUUGCCUCGCCUCCCGGAGCUAAAGCAACGAAUCCGACGGCUUCUGCGGGACCUGAGCACCUUGCGGCAGCUGUCUGUGUCUUCCUGACCAAUCUAAGGGCAGUGUGGAGUGAUGUGACAGGACCAUCAAGUAUUUUAUGAUUAAUUGUUUUGUUUUUAAGAGUUUAAUACAAUGUGUUUAGUUUGCAACUUUUGGUUUGGUUUUUAUUUAAAAAGUUUUAUAAACAUUGUUCUAUUAUGAACAGUCUGAGCACUGGUUUAGGAAUUUUACGUUUUACGUCAUGGUUAAAAAAAAAAAAAGAUUGUUCUGAAAAUUUUUCAGUUCUCAUAUCUGUUAGAGUUGUACAGUACAACAACCUGCUCCUCCGCCUGGAUUAAAGCAACAACAUUAGGUAAAGAUGCAAUCACCCAUUUGUGGUUGGAUACAGACUUGUUCAUUUGCACCAUGUAAAAUUGCACAGUGCUGUUGAAUCAUCUGCAUAUUUCAGACGCUGAGCUGUGGUAAAACAAACAAGAACACAGACUCCGCUCACACCUCCAGAGCGAAUAGUUCUCUAAAUGUAUAAAGUGUAAAAAAUAAGUUUACUAAAUGUAAAUGUGUAAAACUGUUGUGAAUAAAGUCGUUUGACUUGACCUAUUUUAA